AUGGAUGAUGAUCAUGGACUAAAAAUUGAUAUCUUGAAUUUUGAAAAGAGUCUUAGGCCAGAUGAUCUUGUUGAUUGGAAAGGGUGGAUGUGUCUUUGGCCAAGCAAAAAGCUAAAAGUUCAUUGGCUUAAAGAAGGUGACAAAAACACCAAUUACUUCUUCAAAUGCAUCAAGGGUAGUAGAAACAUUAACUCCAUCCAUGGGAUUACUCUUGAAGAUGGUACUUACAUGUUUGAGUUGGACAAAGUCAAAGAGAAGCUUGUGUCUCAUAUUGAGGCCCUUGCCCUCUCAAAAGAUAUUGAUGAUGAUGAAAUUAGAAGUACCAUCUUCUCUAUGGAUAACAACAAGCCGCCAGGUCCAAAUGGAUAUGGAACAUCUUUCUUCAAGGCAGUUUUGGACAUUGUUGGGACGGAUGACAUCAAGGCUAUCAAACAUUUCUUCUCUAUUAAGCAUCUACUAAAAGAGGUAAAUUGCACUAUUCUUGCUCUUGUCCCUAAGUUUGCAAACCCCUCAUUUUACAAGGAUUUCUGGUCGAUUGCUUGUUGCAAUACAAUCUUCAAGUGCAUUACUAAAAUCAUUGUUGAUAGACUCAAGUGCAUCUUGUCGGGUUUUAUUAAUAAAGCUCAAAGCGCCUUUGUUGGAGGUAGAAGCAUUUGGGAAAAUAUCCUCUUAAGCCAAGAAAUCAUGCAUGGGUACCAUAUAGAUUCCAAGGAGAAGAAAUGCACUAUGAAGAUUAACCAUAUGAAAGCCCAUGGCUCCUUAAAUUGGGACUUCAUUGGGGGUGAUCCUCAUUACCAUUGGUAUCCCUCAUUGGUGUGUGCAAUGGAUCAUGAAUUAUGUCACCAACCCCUCAUUCUCAAUUUGCUUAAAUGGUGA
Messenger RNA from Mangifera indica (mango), 876 nucleotides. RefSeq lists its product as uncharacterized. Lineage: Eukaryota; Viridiplantae; Streptophyta; Magnoliopsida; Sapindales; Anacardiaceae. The record is from RefSeq and is a predicted model, not a curated record. Bases 1 to 876 code for a protein of 291 amino acids. The transcript is spliced from 2 exons.